AUGGCAGCAUCACAGCCAGAUCCAGCAACAUUCAUCGACUGCCGUGUUGGCAAGAUUGUUUCCUGCAAGAGCAUCGAAGGCUCUUCUAAGUUAUACUCAUUAGAAGUUGAUAUGGGCAACGACGAGGUCAAGCACGUCGUUUCUGCCGCAAAGAAAUUCUACAGCAUUGAUGACCUUGUUGAUAAGCUCGUCUGCGUUUUCGCUAACUGCCAACCAGGUGAACUUUUCGACGAAAUUUCGGAAGGUAUUCUUCUUGGCUGCGCUACAGAUGAUAACCACGUCGAACUCCUCGAACCACCAAUGGAUGACCAGCCAGGUGAUAGAAUUUAUUUCGGAUCUUUCACAGAUGCUGAUAAUGAAGUUGAAGAAGUUGAUCCUAGAAACAAGCACUGGAAUAAGAUGCUUCCAGAACUCAGAGUUAACCGUAAUGGUGAAGCUACAUACAAGGGCGAAAACAUCUAUACUGACUAUGGUAAUGUUGUUGCUCCAAAUCUUACAGAUUGCCCAUUCCAUUAA
This is a messenger RNA of Trichomonas vaginalis G3, 516 nucleotides long. RefSeq names its product tRNA binding. Bases 1 to 516 code for a protein of 171 amino acids. Lineage: Eukaryota; Parabasalia; Trichomonadida; Trichomonadidae. The record is from RefSeq and is a predicted model, not a curated record. Gene Ontology annotation, molecular function: tRNA binding. The transcript has a single exon.